GCAUAUGCAGUCGCCAUUUUCGUUCGUUCCACGAGGCCGGCGGGCAAGUCUAACCUUUCGGUGGUAGAGGCCUGUCCUUGAGUAGUUCACCAGCAUGCCGACUACUCUACCACCCAAAGAGAAUGCUUUGUUCAAAAGAAUACUGAAAUGCUACGAACACAAGCAGUACAAGAAUGGGCUGAAAUUUGCCAAGCAGAUCCUUUCAAAUCCAAAGUUUUCGGAGCAUGGAGAAACUUUGGCUAUGAAAGGACUCACUCUCAACUGUCUUGGAAGGAAGGAAGAAGCCUACGAAUUUGUUCGUCGAGGACUUCGGAAUGAUCUCAAAAGUCAUGUCUGUUGGCAUGUUUAUGGAUUGCUACAGAGAUCAGAUAAAAAAUACGAUGAGGCUAUCAAGUGUUAUAGGAAUGCUCUAAAAUGGGAUAAGGAAAAUAUCCAAAUCUUGCGAGAUUUGUCACUUUUACAAAUUCAGAUGCGUGACCUAGAAGGCUACAGGGAAACCAGGUACCAGUUGUUAAAGUUAAGGCCUGGUCAGAGAGCGUCCUGGAUCGGUUACGCUAUCUCUUAUCAUCUCCUCAAAGAUCAUGAAAUGGCAUUCACAAUCCUAGAAGAGUUUCGGAAAACUCAGAAUAUUUCUUCUCCAAAGUUUGACAUUGAACAUGGUGAGCUUCUCUUGUAUCAAAACAUGGUGCUCAGAGAAGCUGGAAGACCUGACAAGGCUCUGGAUCACUUGAUGGAAUAUGAACCACUGAUGCAUGAUAAACUUGUAGUGCGGGAAAUCAAAGGGUCAUUAUUUCUUGAGAUGAACCACUUCAAAGAAGCAGAGAAAGUUUUCAGAGAGUUACUCAGAAGAAAUCCAGAAAAUAGAUCUUAUUACCAAGAAUUGGAAAAAUCUUUGCAACUUGAAAAUCUUGAUGACAGAUAUAAUCUGUACAUGCAAUAUGCUGAAUCAUAUCCAAGAGCACAGGCUCCCAAGAGAAUGCCUCUGACAUUUACCAAAGGUGAAACAUUUGCCAGAUUAAUUGACAACUACAUGAGGCCAGCAAUUCAUAAAGGAGUGCCUCCAUUGUUUAACAACAUCAGGAAUUUAUAUACAGAAAAAGACAAGGUAAAGAUUGUUGAAAAUAUAGCCCUGGGUUAUCUGGACAAUUUGAAUACCUUUGGAACUUUGACAGGGAAAGGUGGCGAUCUUGAACCUCCGACGGCAAUCCUCUGGGUUUACCACUUUCUCGCCCAGCAUUUUGAUUAUUUGCGUGACAGCAAGAAAGCGAUGGAGUACAUAGACAAAGCUUUAGAACACACACCAACACUGAUUGAGGCUUACAUGGUCAAGGCCAGGAUAUACAAGCAUGGUGGUGACAUGGAGAAGGCAGCACAUUGUAUGGAUGAAGCUCGAUCUCUGGACACUGCCGAUAGAUAUGUCAAUUGCAAAUGUGCUAAGUACCAGCUACGUGCCAAUCAAGUUCAGAAGGCUGAGGACACUUGUGGUUUAUUCACAAGGGAAGGGGUUGGUGCUGCCGAGAACCUAAAUGAAAUGCAGUGCAUGUGGUUUCAAACGGAGAGCGGUUAUGCUCUGCAGAGACUCGGCAAACUAGGAGAGGCGUUGAAGAAAGCUCACGAGAUCGAGAGACAUUUUGACGAAAUAACCGAGGAUCAGUUUGACUUCCACACCUACUGCAUGAGGAAAAUGACGUUACGAGCUUAUGUGAGAUUACUCCGCCUUGAGGAUAUUCUCAGAAGCCAUAGAUUUUAUUUCAAAGCUGCCAAAAUGGCCAUAGAGUGUUACGUCCGGCUUCAUGACAAGCCAUUGGCAGCAAGCGACGAAGAUGCUGAGGCAGGGUCGAGCGAACUGUCAGCCAAAGACCUGAAAAAGCUUCGCAGCAAACAGAGAAGAGCUGAAAAGAAAGCUCAAGAAAAUAAGAAAGCAACCAGUGAUGUAAAAGAAACAAAAGACAGUGAGAAGAAAGCUGAUCCGUUAAAAGAACCGCCUUUGGAAUCAGAUGCAUUAGUCAGGGUUUCAGAUCCUCUUGAACAAGCUCUAAAGUUCCUGCGGCCAUUACAGAAUUUGGCGUCCAACAGAAUAGAAACUCAUUUGUUGGCCUAUGAAGUCUUCAUCCGGAAAUGCAAACUUCUGUUGAUGUUGCAAUCCGUCAAACGUGCACAUGCCAUUAACCCGAACCAUCCUAAACUGCAUGAAAACUUGGUCAGGCUUGCUGUUAAAGUGUCGGAGUCGAAGGAGUUGAAGAGACCCGUUUCGACAGUUAUAGAACGAGAACUUAAAACACUGCUUGAUGGCAAAGAUCUCAAGCAGUUCAACUCGGAUUUCUUGGAACAAAAUUCACAAUCUUUGCUUCAUAGGCUUUCAGGAAGCAAAAUGCUGUGCCUUCUGGAUGCCUCAAAGGUAGACGAUGCGCUGGCGCUGGUCACUGAUCUCUCAGACACUCUUGAAGAUAGGACAUUAGAGAACUGUACGUUGAUUUACAACACGCUGUUAGAAGGAACAUUCGGUGAGUGCAGUGAUUUGACAAAAGAGUACUUCCUCAAAUGCAGGACUCUAUUUCCUUUGGCUACGGUCUUCGCCAAGGACGACGGAGCUGUGAACGGCCUGGAGGGAAACCAGACGAGCGGCACUGAACCGCUAUGCGACGGUGUGGCGUGAAAUAAUCAACAGAAAACAAAGGAACAAUACUGCGAUUUUACCGAGAAAAGCCAAACGGAUCUUUUAAAUUGGUGGAGCAUUGGAGUAACGGGCUUAAACGAUGACCUGCUUCUCGUAAACUGUGUUCCAAGAUUUUUAAUACUUAUUCAAGAAUGCUCAAGACUCGACCACUUAUAUGGGUAGAGUUGUUACCCAUACGAAGACUUGAAAGCGUUCGUGCGAUACCUCGCAAAGAGCUGUUUUGAUGAAUUAUUGACACAAACAAUGUACGAAUUACACGCGAGGUUAUACCUGAACAGUGCGCUCACAGUGCGCGUUCGUCACAACGUGUCACGCCAGAGAUUUUGACUUCGAAUAAAUGAAGAAUGACUGUAACUAGAGACAAGCCAUGAUUCUGCUAUCUCAUGAAUUCGCUUUUCAUCAUUUGAAUCACAGUACGGUGUAUUUUGAAUAAUAAAUGAUCAAUUCACGGAA
This is a messenger RNA of Orbicella faveolata, 3130 nucleotides long. Its product is annotated as N-alpha-acetyltransferase 15, NatA auxiliary subunit-like. Gene Ontology annotation, biological process: N-terminal peptidyl-methionine acetylation. Gene Ontology annotation, cellular component: cytoplasm; NatA complex. The record is from RefSeq and is a predicted model, not a curated record. Gene Ontology annotation, molecular function: protein binding. Lineage: Eukaryota; Metazoa; Cnidaria; Anthozoa; Scleractinia; Merulinidae.